Messenger RNA from Spodoptera litura, 663 nucleotides. RefSeq lists its product as uncharacterized. The record is from RefSeq and is a predicted model, not a curated record. Lineage: Eukaryota; Metazoa; Arthropoda; Insecta; Lepidoptera; Noctuidae.
AUGACUACUUUUAUUUUAGAAAAACUCAGACGAAGUUGCGCGUACAGUACUCAGUACAACUUCAUUGCCACGAGAAUACAACAAAACCGCAAUAUUUUAAAAUGUGAAGCUAUUUCAUUGGAAGAAACAAUAAAUUUAUUAUUGAAAUAUAGAAGGAAUUUAGAAGCGGAUAAAGAGGCUAAAGAUAAGUUGAAGAACAUAAACCUAAAAACGAAAAAAUAUAGAAGUAGUUUUUACGGGGACAAUGAAGAUGAAGAUGAAAUAAGUUACAGAAGAGCUUUUGUAAGUGCCGAAGAACUUGGAGAUUUUAGAAAAAGCACGAAGUAUGGAUAUGGUACCAACGACCUAUACACACCAAGUCGUCGAUUAUAUGACUUCCAUGCUGGGAUGAGGUCACCAAUCCUUGGAUCUCCAACGGUACCCAGUCAGCUGCCCGAAGCAGAAGCCAUUCUCCCAGGGCAUACGCUGAUCAGACCAGCUCUGGGAAUGCUCAAAUCUGCUGUGAAGUUUCCACAUAAAGACCUGGACAAUGGUGCUGGAGUUUAUGGAAAUUUGGAUAAUUUGGGUAUCACAUACGGCGGUACAGGCGAACGAGUAUUGUACACUGGAUUUAGAAGAAAUAAUAAUGCCUUCUUACCAUCCGAGGAUUUUUGUAAACAUUAA